CUUAUGGAUGGAAUGAGAAACUUGAAUGAGCUUCUGGAGCUGGAUGCAGAAGCUCUGAUAUGAAGUUUAGCUUCAGCAGGAAUCUUCUGUAGUAGGAACAAUUAUCUCUAAGGCCUUUGCCAUCCUCGGCGAGUGCUACCAGCACAAGGGAUCCGUCGAGGCUGCACGGUGCACCUUCGACCCUGCCAUUUGGAUUGACGCCUGCUUGGAAUUGGCUCGGCAGGACCUACAGAGGCUAUCCGGAUCCAGAGGCAGAGACAUGAGCAGCUGAGACAAGAAGGCUCCAUAGCUCAAGCUCUCUCUUCGAUCUCAUUAUUGAGGACAUGAGAUCCGGUCCAUCCAUAGUUCGAAUACCAGUCCCUUGCUGAACCCAGCCUCUUCUUACAGGAAUUUCCAUUGAUAACUUGUGAUGCUGCAUUUACUCCCUCAACUGCCAAAGUUGUUCUUGGAAUACAAUUAUUCCUAACCAACACCAUAGCACCGUUCCCGGCUCGACAAACUCAUUGGUAAUAGUUAGUCAAAGCGAAAUUUUUGGAUAAGGAGCUUCAAAAUUCUACAGUGAGGAGAGCAAGAUCUUCUUGAUUGUGAUACAAUGGACAAAAGUUGGAUAAGUAAGCCGAGAAAUGAUAAUGCGUACAUUGAUGGUGUUAGAAAUUUUAUUAAAUUUGCUAUGGAAAAAUCAUCGAUAAAUGGCAAGAUCUUAUGCCCAUGUCGAAAGUGUUACAACAAUUCUUCUUUUGUACCAGAAGUUGUCGAAGAACAUUUAGUGUGGAACGGUUUUUUAUUAGGUUACAAUGUUUGGGUAUUUCAUGGAGAGUCAUUUGUGACAUCUUCAAGUGAAAUCGAAUGCACUUCAUUUGCUCUAGGGUCUACUAGUGCACAAGAAAGUAGUUCAAGACAAGAUGGUCUAGGAGGAUUGCUACAAGAUGUCUUUGGAAUUAUGGGUACUAAUUUGAAUAAUGAACAAGUAAUGAAUGAGACUAUUCCUAAUAAUUUAGAAGAAUAUAAUGACGAGGCGUAUGCUACCGGAUUUCUCGGCGAGCAAAAUUUUAAUGAGAGGUCAAUGCAAUCAUCACCUAGUGAAACAAUCCGAUAUAAAAACUUGGUGAAAGAUUGUGAUCAAGAAUUAUAUCCAGGUUGUAAAACUUUUUCCAAGAUAUCAUUCAUUCUCCGCUUAUUCCACCUCAAAUGCUUAAACGGGUGGUCUGGAAAAUCCUUUACAAUGUUGCUUCAAUUAUUAAAGGAUUCAUUUCCUGAAGGAACCUCUUUGCCGUCAUCUUAUUAUGAAGCUAAAAAGCUAAUAAAAGAUUUGGGUCUUGGAUAUGAGAAGAUUCAUAUUUGCCCUAAUGAUUGUAUGUUAUAUUGGGGUGAGACGAUGGAUCAAGAGUAUUGCAAUGUGUGUGGAUCUUCACGGUGGACAAUGAACAAAGAUGAUGAUGAUGGUUCUGAUGAUUUGCGAAGAAAAAAAAAGCCGGCCAAAAUAUUACGCUAUUUUCCUUUGAUACCAAGAUUAAAAAGAAUUUAUAUGUCAUCUAAAGUUGCUUCGUUAAUGAGAUGGCAUGAUGAAGGUCGCAUUAAAGAUGGAAUCUUGAGACACCCAGCAGAUGGCCUCGCGUGGAAAUCAUUUGAUGAUCAUUAUCUUGAUUUUUCUUCCGAUCCUCGUAGUGUUAGACUUGGUCUUGCUAGUGAUGGAUUUAAUCCUUUCCGAACAAUGAGUACCACUUAUAGCACUUGGCCGGUGAUAUUGAUUCCUUAUAAUUUACCUCCGUGGUUAUGCAUGAAACAAUCAUCAUUGAUCCUAUCAAUGGUCAUCCCCGGUGAAAAAGGUCCAGGUAAUGAUAUUGAUAUUUAUUUGCAACCUUUAAUAGCGGAGUUAAAACAAUUAUGGGAUGGUGUUGAUACUUUUGAUGCUUCUACUAAGCAAAACUUUAUCAUGAAAGGAGCUCUUAUGUGGACUGUUAAUGAUUUUCCUGCUUAUGCUAAUUUAUCCGGUUGGAGCACAAAGGGUCGUGUUGCUUGCCCUUGUUGUGGGGUUUCAACCGAUUCACGUUGGUUGAAGCAUAGUAAGAAGUUUUGUUAUAUGGGUCAUCGUCGAUGGUUAGAACCAAAUCAUUCUUUUCGAUAUCAACAAAAUCAAUUUGAUGGUACUAUAGAGUUGCGUUCCGCUCCAAUAUCACCAUCUGGAAUUGAUGUCCUAAGGCAACUAGAGGGCACAAGUUAUAAAUACGGCAAAGGCUCAAAAUCUUCUAAGAAAAGGAUGAGAGAGGAAGUUGCUAGUUCUGCAAAUCAAGUAGUGGAUGAAGUUGGCACUACAAAUCAAGUAAGAGUGUUUGAAGAUGCCGAUGAGUUCAUUGGGGAUGACCAUGAUUUUCAUGAAGUUGGGAAUGAUAGUGAUACAUUAGAUGCAUCAACACAAUGUGUAGUGAAAAAUUUGUGGAAGAAAAAGAGCAUCUUUUUUGAACUGCCAUAUUGGAAGUACAAUCUUCUUCGACAUAAUUUAGAUGUCAUGCAUAUACAGAAGAAUGUUUGUGAUAACUUUAUUGGAACCUUUUUGAAUAUGCAUGGUAGGACAAAAGACAAUUUGAAUGCACGGAAGGACCUAGAGGAUAUGGGCAUACGACAUGAUCUACAUCCCAAGUUGCAAUCGAAUAAUAAAACUUACAUACCUCAUGCAAUCUACACUAUGUCUACACAAGACAAAGUAAAUUUUCUGACAGUUUUAAAAAAUAUUAAAGUUCCGGAUGGGUAUGCAUCGAAUAUUUCAAGAUGUGUGAAUCUAAAAGAACGGACACUUUCAAACCUCAAGAGUCAUGAUGGUCAUAUUUUACUGCAGGAUAUUCUUCCAUUAGCUUUGAGAGCAUCUAUGUCAAAACAGAUUAUCACAAUUAUUUCGGAGCUAUCAUUAUUUUUCAAAUCAAUAUGUUCCAAAUCUCUUGAUCCAAAAGCUCUUGAUCAGUUGGACUCAAGUGUUGCAUUAACACUAUGCCACAUUGAGAAAAUAUUUCCCCCUAGUUUUUUCACUAUCAUGGUUCACCUCAUUAUUCAUUUAGCAUCGGAGGCCAAAUUAGGUGGUCCUGUACACUACAGAUGGAUGUAUCCCAUUGAAAGGUACUUGGUACGCCUAAAAUCUUAUGUACGUAACAGAGCUAAACCAGAGGGCUCGAUUGCUGAAGGAUACAUUGCAGAAGAAUGUUUAACAUUUUGUUCAAGAUAUUUGGAAGGUGUGGAAACAAUAUUCAAUCGACCACAAAGAAACUAUGAUGAUGUAGAUAAUGCGGAAGCUUAUAUGUUCUUAUCCGGUGGGCGAGUAUUAGGAAAUUUCGAAAGCAUUGUGCUUGAUGAAAUCUCAUUAGCGCAAGCACAUCGCUAUGUGCUACUUCAUUGUGACAAAAUCACUUCAUAUCGUAGAGAAUUUUUGGUGGCUCAACGGAGAGCUAAUCGUGCGAUUCGAGCUAAUCAAAGUAUUGAACAAAAGUGGCUGGUAGAAAAAUUUCCUGAAUGGUUUUUAAGACAGGUACCAAAACUACAUGAGAACAAUUGUUCAGAAGAAAUCAUUGCAAUGGCAAGAGGUCCAAAUAAUAUUACAAAAAGAUUUAGUGGUUUUAUCAUAAAUGGAUUUCGGUUCCACACAAAGGAUCGUGAAAAGUUUCGUAAGACUCAAAAUAGUGGAGUUAUGGUGGAAGCAGACGGGCAAACUUAUUAUGGCGCACUCACUGAUAUUUUUGAGCUAGAUUAUUUUGGGAAGUUUAAAGUUGUCUUAUUUCGUUGUGAUUGGGUGGAUGUUAGGUCACCAAGGGGUUUAAAGCAAGACACGAAUGGAUCAACUCUUGUUAACUUUUCCAAGUUGAUACACACUGGGCAAUUUUUGAAAGAUGAUCCAUUCAUAUUCUCAUCUCAAGCAAAACAAGUAUUUUAUGUACAAGAUCCCAGAAAUGAAGAUUGGAAUCACGUUAUCAUGACAAAACCAAGAGACUUGUAUGAUGUAGGGGUGGAGAUGCCAGAAGAGGAUGACGAGACUUACACCCAAUGCUUGCUUUCUAAUGUUAUGGGUGUUGAUGAAUUAAAUGAUUGCACAAGUUGGGUCAGAAUAGAUGUUGAAGAGACGCACUAGUACUUAAUUUAUCUUAUACUAGCUUGUAAUA
Molecule: messenger RNA, 4142 nt
Organism: Ananas comosus (pineapple)
Lineage: Eukaryota; Viridiplantae; Streptophyta; Magnoliopsida; Poales; Bromeliaceae
Exons: 8
Coding region: 593-4111 (1172 amino acids)
Source: RefSeq, a predicted model, not a curated record